Messenger RNA from Polyodon spathula (Mississippi paddlefish), 5421 nucleotides. Its product is annotated as transducin-like enhancer protein 4. Bases 788 to 3112 code for a protein of 774 amino acids. Gene Ontology annotation, cellular component: nucleus; transcription regulator complex. Gene Ontology annotation, biological process: negative regulation of canonical Wnt signaling pathway; regulation of DNA-templated transcription. The record is from RefSeq and is a predicted model, not a curated record. Gene Ontology annotation, molecular function: protein binding; transcription corepressor activity. Lineage: Eukaryota; Metazoa; Chordata; Actinopteri; Acipenseriformes; Polyodontidae. The transcript is spliced from 21 exons.
GAAAUUGUAGUUAUCAGGCAGAGGGUUUCACGUUGAAAAUCUAAGAUCGAAAGACUCGUUGCGACUACAUUACCUAGAAGGCCACAGCUGCCCCCGAUAGUUUGUUGUGAAUAUUUAUUAGAAUUUUAAUGAUUUGCUGCUGCUAAAUUUGGUCAAAGAAGUCACUACAGAAGGCUUGUUGUUAGAGCUACAUAGGGAGCUCUUUGCAGACGUUUGUUUUCGCAGCGAUGGGUCUGGAUUUUGUUAGGAAAUGUGCAAAUAAGGAAAGAAAUAAGUAAAACAAAAUAAAAAUAAAUAAAUAAGAAAUCGAUUGAACUUAGUAAAUGAGCAGAACAAUUCAGAAAACAGAGUAGUAUAAAAACUAAAAAGGAUUAUAAAGGAAGAAAAUUAUUCAUAAAAGAAAAUCUUUGGAAGGGAGAUGGGAUGCUUUUUUAUACGAAUGUGAAAUUCCGAUCAUUACAACCCGGAUUAAUAGUCGGCAGACCCAGAACCAGCAAAAAGGUUAAGAAUUAUCACGCUCGUCGUUAAUAAAAUAUUGACAUCAUCCUGUCGAAUUUACAUUGGAAGCGAAGAUCCUUGCUGCUGUAUUUCAUAUAAAACACCUGGCAAUGUCGCAACGUUCUUUGCGAAGGGAUAAGCGGAUACAAAGCGUUCUUGCAUGAAACUGUAUAGGAAACUAGUCUACGCUUCCGAGAAGACGGGAGUGUUAAUGAGGGCUGUCGAAUUUAUGUGAAUAACUGAGAAGUUGUUACUUUUUACCAUCCUGGUAGGAAUAAAUACGAUAUUGAUGAUUCGAGACCUGAGCAAGAUGUACCCCCAGGCUAGGCACCCAGCUCCACAUCAACCAGCCCAGCCCUUUAAAUUCACCAUAUCGGAGUCCUGCGAUAGGAUUAAAGAAGAGUUUCAGUUUUUACAGGCUCAGUACCACAGUUUGAAGCUGGAAUGUGAAAAAUUGGCCAGUGAGAAGACUGAAAUGCAGCGACAUUACGUGAUGUAUUACGAGAUGUCGUAUGGACUGAACAUAGAGAUGCACAAACAGGCAGAGAUUGUCAAGAGGCUGAAUGCUAUUUGUGCCCAAGUUAUUCCCUUCUUAUCCCAGGAGCACCAGCAGCAAGUGGUUCAAGCAGUGGAAAGAGCCAAACAAGUUACCAUGGCAGAGCUAAACGCCAUCAUUGGGCAGCAGCAGCUCCAGGCUCAGCAUCUCUCACAUGGACAUGGGCUUCCAGUGCCCCUCACGCCCCACCCCUCGGGUCUGCAGCCUCCGGCCAUCCCUCCCAUGGGUAGCAGUGCAGGUCUCCUGGCCCUGUCCAGUGUGCUUAGUGGACAUCCUCAACUACCAAUCAAAGAUGAGAAAAAGCACCACGAGAAUGAUCACCAAAGAGACAGGGACUCCGUAAAGAGCUUGUCUGUGUCACCAUCGGCUAGUUUCAGAGCAGCAGAGAAACACAGGAACUCUACAGAUUACUCCUUGGACAGCAAGAAACAGAAGACUGAUGACAAAGAUUUGGCAACCCGCUAUGAUAGUGAUGGAGAGAAGAGUGAUGAUAACUUGGUGGUUGAUGUUUCUAAUGAGGACCCAGUUUCUCCUCGAGGAAGCCCAGCACAUUCCCCAAGAGAGAAUGGCCUGGAUAAGCCACGCUUGAUCAAGAAGGAUGCUCCAAUCAGCCCAGCCUCUCUCGCUUCCUCCAGCAGCACCCCAUCGUCAAAGUCAAAAGAGCUUAACCUUAAUGAGAAAUCUACUACUCCAGUGUCAAAAUCCAGCACCCCAACUCCACGCUCAGAUGCUCCAACUCCGGGCAGCAACUCCACUCCAGGACUGCGGGCUGUACCUGGCAAGCUACCAGGAGCUGACCCAUUAGCUCCUGGUUUGCGGACCCCAAUGGCAGUGCCAUGCCCUUACCCGGCUCCUUUUGGCAUUGUUCCUCAUGCUGGCAUGAAUGGCGACCUGACCAGCCCAGGGACAGCCUAUGCAGGCCUGCACAGCAUUUCUCCACAAAUGAGUGCUGCCGCUGCGGCCGCUGCUGCAGCUGCUGCCUACAGUCGAUCACAGGUGGUUAGCUUUGAUCCACACCACCACAUGAGAGUUCCUGGGAUCCCUCCGAACCUGUCUGGCAUUCCUGGAGGAAAACCAGCCUAUUCGUUUCAUGUGAGUGCUGACGGCCAGAUGCAGCCUGUGCCCUUCCCUCCUGAUGCUCUGAUUGGUCCAGGGAUCCCACGGCAUGCCCGUCAGAUCAACACUUUGAAUCACGGAGAGGUGGUGUGCGCAGUUACCAUCAGCAAUCCCACUAGACACGUGUAUACUGGUGGCAAGGGCUGUGUGAAGGUCUGGGACAUCAGCCACCCUGGCAACAAGAGCCCAGUUUCUCAGCUGGACUGUCUGAACAGAGAUAACUACAUCCGUUCCUGCAGAUUGCUCCCUGACGGGCGCACCUUGAUUGUCGGCGGGGAGGCCAGCACGUUAUCCAUCUGGGACCUGGCGGCUCCCACCCCACGCAUUAAGGCAGAGUUGACAUCGUCGGCUCCUGCCUGCUAUGCUCUGGCCAUCAGUCCUGAUUCCAAGGUCUGCUUCUCCUGCUGCAGUGACGGCAACAUCGCAGUCUGGGAUCUGCACAACCAGACACUAGUCAGGCAAUUCCAGGGCCACACGGAUGGAGCUAGCUGUAUUGAUAUUUCCAAUGAUGGCACCAAGCUGUGGACAGGAGGCUUGGACAACACAGUCAGGUCCUGGGACCUCCGAGAAGGGAGGCAGCUACAGCAACAUGACUUCACUUCCCAGAUAUUUUCUUUGGGAUACUGCCCUACAGGAGAAUGGCUGGCUGUGGGGAUGGAGAACAGUAAUGUAGAGGUGUUGCACGUCACAAAACCGGACAAAUACCAGUUACAUCUCCACGAGAGCUGUGUGCUGUCACUCAAAUUUGCCCAUUGUGGUAAAUGGUUUGUGAGCACUGGGAAAGAUAACUUGCUGAAUGCUUGGAGGACACCAUAUGGAGCCAGCAUAUUCCAGUCAAAGGAAUCGUCCUCCGUGCUUAGCUGCGAUAUCUCUGUGGAUGAUAAAUACAUUGUCACAGGCUCUGGGGACAAGAAGGCCACCGUCUAUGAAGUUAUUUAUUAGAUGGAGGAUCUGAAUACAAAGAGGACUCCUACAGAAGCACUUUGUUAUAUUUGAUCUUUAAGACUAUGUGAAGCAAAGAUUUGUUGGGAAAAAAAAAAAAAAAAAAAACAUCUGCUGCAUUGACUUCAACUUAUUUUACUACUAUAUUAUGGAUGUACAGUAAAGACUUGUGAUACCAAAUCUUCAAAGCAGAAUUAACGGAUAGAAUGAACCAAGCUUACUUACAAUGAACUGAGCACAUUAACUAUGUACAGCAGUUUAUGCUAUUUAUUUUUAAGAAUAUUUUCUAACCAGUGUUUAAAUGAAAUUGGAUGGAGCUGCUCGGCACGUCUGUUGAAAUUAAAGAAGGAUGAAAUUGUCUCCAGACUUGGGCAGGAAGUUCUGUUCUCUUGCAAAAGCCAGAUAUUUUUACAACAUUCAUUUGGAAUUGAAUGCUUUUGGAUUACAUUCCAGUUACUGAAGAACACGUACAAGUGAGUUACAGUGGAGGGGGAAAGGAAUGCGGGUGAAUUAGUUUUGACUCAUCGUACUGAUGCCCAUGGUACUGAGACAACUACCCAGCACACCUUUUCUAGCCACAGAGAUACAGCAGUCAGCGAAACUAGCAAGAUGAUUGUUGAUGUCCCCCAGGUGUGGAUUGUUGACUAAUAUUUCACAGUCCUUGCUUCGAAAAUCCUUCCAACAGACACUACUUUGUGUGCCAGCUAAAUGUAAAUAGCAGUUUAGGACAGUUUUUGCGUUGAAUGCUUAAAAUAACCAAUUCUGUGGAUUUGCUGAUGUACAGUGCCUUUGCUGCUAUAGAUCAAACCUUUAAUAUAGGUAAUAUAUUGUAUUGGUUUAGAUGUACUCCAUUUGGUAUUAGAGUAUAGAGACACAAUAUCCGGUUUACAAUAGACAGUCUACUUGAGUUCUGGAAGUGGUAGCCAACUUUGUUCUGAGUUAUUUGUGUUUUGUGUCAUGAACAGUUUCAGAAUACUGCAGUGUUUAAAGGGUUUUGAUACUAACACUUGUGAUUUGUAUAUAUUUCUGUCAGCAAUUUUCGUACAGAUAAUAGAGCGUGCAGUCAGAUGUGAAACAGCACUGCAGAUAACAAGUUUUGCAGGUUGUACAAUUUCAGAUUUCUUGUUUUGGAGGAAAUUCAAAGUGAACUAAAGGUUUCACACUUUUUCUUUCUUCAGUGGAAAAAAAUGUUAAAUAACUUUGCAGCAACAGCUGUAAGCAUGGGGACCUUGGCCAGAGAUGAGUCAUUUUUGUAUUAUUUAUUGAUUAUAGUAAUACAUGGUUGCACAUUUUAAAAUAAUUCAAAUACAAUCCUAAUGUAUACUUAUGAGGAGCUGUUAGUUUGUGGAUCUGUCAUUUAAAAUGACUUUUAUACAUCAGCUCCAGCUCAACACAUUGAUUUGUAUCCUUUCUUGGCCAAGUUUCCAAUGUACAUAAAAUACAGGAUAAUAUAGCUUGCAGCAAAUGAGCAAUUGUUUUCACUCUAAGGAAAUGCGUAUUCUUCCCAAUUUGAUCCAUCGUCCCAUUACAUUUUAACAUAAAUAUUUGGGUAUUUUAAGUUUGUUUUCUGCAAAAUAGCUGUGAAGACAACCAAGCCCCUUUUUAAAAGUGCUUUCUGUCAUAUAAAGAAGAAUGGCAUGGCUCCAAUAAAACGUAGUGUAUGUCUCUCCACUGACAAUAUAUGGGAACCUUGUUUUCUAUUAUCUCUCUGCCUGCCUUAUUUAAAUGUGAACAAUAUUCAGUUUAAUAAUCCAUUGGAAAAUGUAAAGUGAACACCGUAUUUUAAUUUGUUUUUAACCUGAAUUCCUAGGACUGGAUGCCGUUCUGCUUUUUAUAAGGUAAAGUCAAUUAUUAUUGGCCAAAAAUAAGCAGAUUAAAAAUAAGUAAACCUGUUAACUACAGAUUGAGUUAAAAAAAAAAUAAAAUAAAUCAUGUGCUGUUCUAUUUUGCAAUGCUUUUUAAAUAAUGUUUCUUAGAAAUGGUUUCUGCAGAUGCCCGACAGUCCAUCUAAUGUACAAAGCACCCAAUUGCCCAUUUUUUUAAUUGCAUAUUUUGAUUGGUUUGUCUAACAUUUUUAGAUUAGAGGAUGCUUUGUAUCAACAUCAGUUAUUUUAACUAUUUUCCAAGAACACAAAUUGACAAGAAGGGGUUGCUUUGGUACUGGAUAGUUGUUCUAUGUACAAUUUUAUACAAACAGUGAAACAUUUAUGCUGUAAAAAAUGAAAAACUACCUGUUGCUAGGUGUUGGUGUUUCUUUAAUACAAAAUGUGUCUGUCUAAAUUUUAUUAAAAAACCUCUAUGGCGUUGCA